This is a messenger RNA of Bradysia coprophila, 5012 nucleotides long. RefSeq names its product (E3-independent) E2 ubiquitin-conjugating enzyme UBE2O. The record is from RefSeq and is a predicted model, not a curated record. Gene Ontology annotation, molecular function: ubiquitin conjugating enzyme activity. NCBI's taxonomy places the organism in Eukaryota, Metazoa, Arthropoda, Insecta, Diptera, Sciaridae.
CAUUCUGUCGAUAAUGAAGUUCUGUCAUUGCUUAAUAGAUUAAUUUGUUCCUUUAUUUUUGCGAAAUAUUAAAGUAGAAACAAUUUACUGUGUGUGUGAAAUAAUAUUCGUCUAACUAACCAGAAAACAACAAAACUUUAAAUGAUCAAUUGAUAAUGGCAACAAAUACAGCGUCAGCUGAAAAUUUCGGUGAAAAUCAUUUUUUUUACGAGGAUGAAGUGCUGAAAUUCGAUAAAAAUGGUCGAGUUAAAUUUGGAUUGGUUUUGGAGUCCUACGAGGCCAAUUAUAGUGAAUCGGAAAGUGAUUAUGAGGAUUCGGUAAAGAAAGGUGAAAUUCGCGUUGCGUGGCAUCCCCAAGGCAGUGUAGAGGUUAUCGAAGAACAAUACAUUGGUUUGGCUGACCGUACGUUAAUGCCAGGAAAUGUAGUUCGUCGAAUCGGACCCGGCAAAGACACACAAAAGGGAUAUUGUCGUCAUGUGUUCGUAUCGGCUGAUGUUCGAAUAAAGGGUACAACGUUCGUCCUGAAAAACAUUUCGUCAGAUCGUCUACGCCCAAUCGAUACAUUCAUUGAAGAUGAUGUCGUCUGCCUAGAUUCAUGGGUCGGAAGUACAAAACGCAUCGAAGAGAAAUUAGUAUUAAAAACCACUUGCGGUGCAUUGGUAGAGGUGCGACCAUCAGACCGACAUUUUUUCAAGUUACGGGAUCCAGACUCGAAACAUAUAAAUGGAUAUUUUCAUCACACAUUAUUCCAUCCAGGCCAAACGUUGGUUGGAUCGAUCCAAUCAUUGGAAAACGAGCAAUGGUUAACACCGAAACCGGAUCGACAGCACCGACGGACCAAGUUUACGGUUGAAAGUGUCGAAAUCGAAGGCGUGCGGGUGUAUUGGCAGUGUAAGGCUAGUGACAACGUUGAAUCGAAAAGCGACUACAAAGCCAGUCAACCGAAUGCAUACGUUACGGGUAAUGAUCUCAAACGACUGAAGCGGCUGAACCUAUUUGAAUCGUCGAUGCUGCAAAUAAACGACAUGCAAUACCUUAAGAUUGAAGAGAAAGAUCUAGUUAAUUUAACCAGUAAAUCGCAAUGGAGGAAGGAGCGUAGUACAUGUUAUGACAACUACAAAAUUUUGCACAAUCAAAAACCCACCGAAAAUCAGCAGAAAAUUAAAAUCGUUGAACCAUUACCGCUGGAAGAAAAAUCACUGAAAUUCGACGGCGAUAAGAAAAUCAACUUUUCGCCCAAAUUGAAACUGUGCUCACUAACGGUUCACAACGGCAGAUGUAACAAUUGUGAUAUGUUCGAAGCGAAUGCGAAAAAGCACUUCGAGGCGGCCAUCAAGAAGAAGCGUCAAUUCGACGAUAUGCAUUUGAAUGCCGCUGCAGAUGAUGAUGAUGAAGACGGCUGGACGGAUCAGGACGAGGAUGACGAUUCGUGUUCGGAUGUGACCACCGCAUCGUCACGCGGUUCAACGCCUACACCCCGUAGCAGUCCGAAACGGUCCCCGUUACUUUCGAAGAAGGAUAAGAAACUGAAAAAACGUAGCAAUAACAAAAGUAAUUCGAAUCCACCGAAGGUGGGCGAUGAUAUCGUCACCGAAGCAAUCGUAGUUUAUAGUCAAGCGACUGUUGUAUGGCAAGACGGCACAAUCGAAUCUGGUAUUUCGUCACGCCACCUGUAUCCCAUCCACCACUUGGAUGAACAUGAAUUCUUCCCUGGGGACUUUGUACUGUCAGGUAGCGAAUGCAACGAUUUGGCUUAUCGUAAUUAUGGUGUAAUUCAGAGCGUCGAUCAUAACGGUCGUACGGCAAUGGUUAAAUGGUUUCGCACAUACACAAUGUCGGACACGUCAAGUGAAAGUCGUCCACAAUUUCUGAAUGAAGCCGAAGCAAGUGUGUACGAUCUAAAAGAUCACCCAGACUUCCAAUUUAGACCCGGAAUGAUUGUCCUUCGGGUUGCCAAUUUCGAACGAGAUGAGUCCAAGUGCACCGACGGCAAAAUUAACGACUAUGUCGGUCAGGUCAUAGACAACUACGCCGAGGGUCGUGUUAAAGUGUGGUGGGCCGAUGGUCAUGUUAGUAUGUGCUGGCCGCAGGAUCUAUUUGAAGUCGGCCAACCGGAAGAUAGUUUUUGGAUCGGUGAUUCGGAAAAUGACGACGAAUGGGAAACUGAAAGUGAAACAAGCGAGCCAGGAUCGCAGACUGAUACUCAAUUAAGGCCACAAUUAUCGUAUAAUUUGGAACGUGCUCGUAUAGCUAUGGCACAUCUGGAAGAAAUGUUUAAAUUGAAUCCGAAGCUGGAAAAUGAUGGCGUUGUCCGUAAACUGUUGGAAGUGUACAAAAAAUGUCGCUUCAUUGAUCGCUUGAUGAACACAACCUUCUUCCAUACGGACAAUUUUAAUGGUUUAUUAGAGAGAGUUCGUCACGGUUCAACUUCGGCAUCAACUACAACUGCCGCACGAGUACUUGACCACAAAAAUCGACUUUUCGGUUCAGAUGAAACGAAUGUGGUAAAAUCGCCCACCAAGUCGGUUAAGCCAACCUUCCGAAAACUGUGUGGCAUGGUGCGGAUUGAAGUAGAUGUCGCCGAACAGUCUACUUGGAGAAAACAAUCGCAAGAGAUGAAGUCACUCGAUGAAACAACAGUCAGCUCAUUGAAUUCAUCGUCAGAUACGAAAAACUGUUCAUUUGAUACAUUUAGCCUAUCCGAAUCGACCAGCAUUCCGCACAAGGACUGCACUGCUAGAGAGUUGAAUGACAGCAAUCACCUUACUGUUAGCCAUCAAGAUCUGAACAGAUCUCAUGAUUCCGGUAAUCAUUCCAAGACUGAGUGGGGAGAGGGAAGCCGUUGCAGCUCCAGUGACUUGACAGACACUAAGCCAACAGACGAUCAAACAUCAAAUUCCUGUUGCAGUAUUGAUUUUGGUUCCGAUGAAUUGCCCGAAUCGGUUUGUGCCCGUCUAUGUGCUCUAAUGAAAGUGCAGCUGUUUAAGGCAUUGCAAGAGAUUAACAAACGAGUGAACACCAAUCCAACCGAUUCCGUAAAAAUCGAAGAGUCGUACGUGAUAAACGACGUAACCAUCGACGAGGCUGACGUUUCAAGAGAAUUAGGGCCUUAUGAUGACGCCAAUUGUACCGUAACCGAAGAUGUCCCAACUGUUGCCGAUAAUGUGGACAUCGAAACGAAUUAUUCCGUGAUUAAUCCGGUGCCUUCAGAAUGUUUUGUAGUUUUAGAAAAUGCUCCAACUUCGCACAAAUUCAAUUUGACCGUGUGCCAUCCAUCAAGUCCGCAAUUUUCGCGAGCGAUUCGAUUCGAUCACAAAUUGUUGAGAACAUCGCUACCAGCUGGCGUGUGGGUGAAAACGUACGGCGAUCGUCUGGACUUGCUGAGUGUGAUGAUCGAGGGACCGACAAAGACCCCAUACGAGGAUGGAUUGUUUCUGUUCGAUUUUCAAUUGGGCAAAGACUAUCCACGCGCACCGCCACUAUGCCACUACGUUAGCUUCUGUUCGGAUCGACUAAAUCCGAAUUUAUACGAAGAUGGGAAAGUUUGCGUUUCACUGUUGGGUACAUGGCAUGGUAAAGGUUCAGAGAUGUGGAGUGCAAGCAGUACACUGUUGCAGGUCAUCGUUUCCAUUCAGGGACUGAUUUUGGUUUCUGAACCGUACUAUAAUGAAGCUGGAUACGAGAAGCAGAGAGGCACUCAACAGGGCAUCGAAAACUCUCGCAUGUACAAUGAAAUGGUCGUACUAAAACUGGUCGAAUCGAUGACAAAGGUCAUCGCCAAUCCGCCGGAAGUGUUUCGCGACGAAAUCAUCAAACAUUUUCGCGAACGCGGUGAAAAGAUGUGCAAUCGCAUAAAAAAUUGGAUGGAUAUGUCAACGACCGCCACGGUGUCGCCAAAUGCCCAACAACCGGACUUUUCACUUGUGCCAGCUUCACGUGGAUUCUGUUUGAAGUUGGUGGGUUUGUUGGAAAAUUUCCACAACAAACUUGAAGCAAUGAAUCAACUACUCCUCCCUCCAUAGUUGCUUAUAAAAGAAUUAUUACUUUCGAUGUGUCCAAUUAUUUGAAGAAGAAGAAGAAGAGAAAUAAGGAAAAGCAAAGGUAAAAACUUUUCCUAGUCAAAGUCAAUAUAUUAGUAAAUAUGAAAAGGAAUAAAAUUUAUGAAAUAAUCGUAAGAAGAUCCAUAAAACACGCUGAUGCGCUCAAUUUAAUAAGGAAAUAAAAAUAAUUAGCUUUGGUUUCAUUUCACAUAAAAAUUAACUUAAAAAAAAUGGAAUUGAAAAUCAGCAGCUAGCUAAAAUCAUUAACUUAAUACAAAAGAGACCGGAGAACAUAAGGAAAAAAUCAAUAGAAUUUAUCAUACAAUCACGCAUUGCCUUUAAUUUUUUUGUUGAAUAAUAUUUUUGAAAUAAUUUAUUUCGAAAUGUGAUUGUACCUUAACUUAGCUUUGUAUGUUGAAGAGAAAAAAUACUUUUUUCUUUUUUUUUUUUGUUUAAUUUGUAGGCGAAUUUUUCUGUCAUUCUCUAUCUUAAAAGAAAAUCUUUCAUUUUGUCCUCAAACAAAUAAUUAAAUGUGCGAUACUUAUAUCGAUUUAGGGAUAAUAUUUUACUCAAAUUCAAUCAAUUUGCGUAACACAUUUUAGCAAUCAAAUCAGUCGAAAUGGUCUUUGUGUGUAUGGAUGGAUGUUAGGCGUCGCAAAGAAUGAGUCAUUUAAAUGAGAAUUGUACGCGGGUAUCAUUAGCUAAGAUUAAAAUAGAUUUGUUGAUCGUUAAAAUAAUUAUUUUUCCAUUUUUUUUUUUAUUAUUUUGUUCAAGUAAGAAACGAAUCAUUAUUUUGUUAAAUGUUUCCAUUUUGUUUUCGAAUUGAAAAUUAUUAUUUUUUUUUUAAGUCUACUUUAUCGAUCAUUUUGUGAUAUUUAUACUUUAACUUAGCAAUUUAUAUGUUUUGUCAAUGCCAGAAUUCCUAUUAAAAUUGUUAACAAUAAAUCAGUCAUGGUCAUUUCGUUUAUUUAA